AUGGGUUGCAUCUACAAAAUAAAUAUAAAGAAGAACAGAGGAGUAUGAUCGAUUUAAGAAGUCUAUUCAAAAAAAAAUUACUAGCUGUAUAAGUUUCCCAUAUUUUUCUGUUUUGUAUUGUUUCAUAAAAAUAGUAUUUUGUGUGUUUUAAUGUAACUUUACUACUUAUGUAUCCAUUUUACUGAUAUUAAUUAAAAUAACUACUACAUAUAUUAAUAUUAUUUAAUGUAUAUUAUAUAUUAAAGUAUGAUUAUUUUUAUUAUUAAAACGUGUGAAAACUCCAAACUACCUUCUUUGUGAAACACUCAAGACUUGACUUGAAACAUAUCCAUCUCUAUAUUGACUUGGGCAUUUAAUAUCUAAAUCAGAAGAAGCAUAAUUAUAUAGAAAAAAACUUUAAUUUCGUUAUAUGUGUUUUAAUGACUAAAUUGUUUCUAAAUAAUGUUUUUCGCUGUUAAAGAAGUCGCCACCUAAACAAGCCAAUAUAGUUACCCCAUUCAAAUUGUUAUUUUCAACACAAUUCUAGUCACAAGCUUAUUAUAAAAACUGGUUAUCAUGUUACCUCUCCUAAAAAAUUAAUUUCUUUGGCUUAAUUGAAAGUUUUUUAGCGUCUAACCAUAUUGAAACCAAAAUACCAUCAAGACACUAGAAAUUGGAAGAUUGCAUGCCCCUAGUUUCAAAAGAGGGAGAGAGAGAGAGAGUGUGUGUGUGUGUGUGUGUGAGAGAGAGAGAGAGAGAGAGAGAGGUGUUUGUGUGUGUGUGUGUGAGAGAGAGAGAGAGAGAGAGAGAGAGACGGAUAUAGAGAGAGAUAGCUAUUUGGCUUAGACGUGAGAUUAUUGGAAAACAAUAGUAUUGUAGCAUAACAAAAAGGGUAAGAGUAUAAACUGGUCUGAUCAGUUAUGUCAUGACCUAAAAAGUCCACUAGUUAUUUAUUAUUAAUGUUGUUUAUCUCAUCGGUUUCAGCUUUGUUUUACUUUUGAAAACAUGUAAUUCAAUUUAUUAUAAAACUCCAAAGACGUUUCUUAACCUUCUUUCCAUUCAAUAUAAAUAGUCAAAGGAUUGUACUAUCUGCUCAUCAAUCAAAACACAAACUCGAAGAAGACACAUAUAUUUGGAGAAAUAUAUCUUCUUUUUUUGCUUAUCUCAUAAUGUCUAUAAAACAAGUUUUUUUUUAUGGCGGUUGUGUGUAUUGUAGUCUCUGCCAAUUCUCAACUACCCCAGUUUCCCAUCCCAUUUCCUUUUCCACUCCCAUUCCAACCAAGUCCCGGUAUUCCCGGAUUACCUGAUGUAGCAAAAUGUUGGUUUUCAGUGAUGGAUAUUCCAGGAUGCAUUAUAGAGAUUUAAACAUCCAUAGUCACAGGACAAUUCGGACAUAUAGGUUCUUCUUGUUGCAAAGCCUUUUUGGAAGCCGAAGCCAAUUGCUUACCGAAACUUCCAUUUAACCCACUUUUUCCUCUCAAAGAACAAUGUUCAAGAAUUGCUAACGCAGCUCCUCCUACCACAAAAUAGAGUUUUACAUUAAUAGAAGUAAUAGCUAUGUCGUUUUCAUUUUUCAAGGUAUUUUAACAUUUUAGCUAAAUUCUACGAUGUUAUCCUCCAAAAAUACGAUUAUAUAAACAACAUUUUAGAAGUAAAAAACUUUUUCCAGCAUAUCCUUCUAUAUUAACGAUGCGGUUCAUGCGUGUGGAGAUUCUAAACUAAUCUUACUUAUAAAACAUACUUAAAUUAUACAACAAACUAAAACUAUACAAUUUUUUUUAUAUUUGGGAAAGUACAUGGGUUGCAUCUACAAAAUAAAUAUAAAGAAGAACAGUAGAGUAUGAACGAUUUAAGAAAUCUAUUCAAAAACAAUUUACUAGCUGUAUAAGUUUCCCAUAUUUUUUCUGUUUUGUAUUGUUUCAUAAAAAUAGUAUUUUGUGUGUUUUAAUGUAACUUUACUACUUAUGUAUCCAUUUUACUGAUAUUAAUUACAAUAACUACUACAUAUAUUAAUAUAUUUAAUGUAUAUUAUAUAUUAAAGUAUGAUUAUUUUUAUUAUUAAAACGUGUGAAAACUCCAAACUACCUUCUUCGUGAAACACUCAAGACUUGACUUGAAACAUAUCUAUCUCUAUAUUGACUUGAGCAUUUAAUAUCUAAAUCAGAAGAAGCAUAGUUAUAUAGAAAAAAACUUUAAUUUCGUUAUAUGUGUUUAAUGACUAAAUUGUUUGUAAAUAAUGUUUUCGCUGUUAAAGAAGUCGCCACCUAAAAAAGCCAAUAUAGUUAGCCCGUUUAAAUUGUUAUUUUCAACACAAUUCUAGUCACAAGCUUAUUAUGAAAACUGGUUAUUAUGUUACCUCUCCAAAAAAAAUAAUUUCUUUGGCUUAAUGAAAAGUUUUUUAGCGUUUAACCAUAUAGAAAACCAAAAUACCAUCAAGACACUAGAAAUUGGAAGAUUGCAUACCCCUAGUUUCAAAAGAGGGAGGGAGAGAGAGAGAGUGUGUGUGUGUGUGUGUGAGAGAGAGAGAGAGAGAGGGAGAGAGAGACGGAUAUAGAGAGAGAUAGCUAUUUGGCUUAGACGUGAGAUUAUUGGAAAACAAUAGUAUUGUAGCAUAACAAAAAGGGUAAGAGUAUAAACUGGUCUGAUCAGUAAUGUCAUGACCUAAAAAGUCCACUAGUUAAUUAUUAUUAAUGUUGUUUAUCUCAUCUGUUUCAGCUUUGUUUUACUUUUGAAAACAGGUAAUUCAAUUUAUUAUAAAAGUCCAAAGACGUUUCUUAACCUUCUUUCCAUUCAAUAUAAAUAGUCAAAGGAUUGUACUAUCUGCUCAUCAAUCAAAACACAAACUCGAAAAAGACACAUAUAUUUGGAGAAAUAUUUCUUCUUUUUUUGCUUAUCUCAUAAUGUUUAUAAAACAAGUUUUUUUCUUUAUGGCGGUUGUGUGUAUUGUAGUCUCUGCCAAUUCUCAACUACCCCAGUUUCCCAUCCCAUUUCCUUUUCCACUCCCAUUCCAACCAAGUCCCGGUAUUCCCGGAUUACCUGAUUUAGCAAAAUGUUGGUUUUCAGUGAUGGAUAUUCCAGGAUGCAUUAUAGAGAUUUACACAUCCAUACUCACAGGACAAUUCGGACAUAUAGGUUCUUCUUGUUGCAAAGCCUUUUUGGAAGCCGAAGCCAAUUGCUUACCGAAACUUCCAUUCAACCCACUUUUUCCUCUCAAAGAACAAUGUUCAAGAAUUGCUAACGCAGCUCCUCCUACCACAAAAUAGAGUUUUACAUUAAUAGAAGUAAUAGCUAUGUCGUUUU
Molecule: messenger RNA, 3279 nt
Organism: Brassica napus (rape)
Lineage: Eukaryota; Viridiplantae; Streptophyta; Magnoliopsida; Brassicales; Brassicaceae
Exons: 1
Coding region: 2880-3242 (120 amino acids)
Biological process (GO): regulation of double fertilization forming a zygote and endosperm; regulation of protein localization to cell surface; double fertilization forming a zygote and endosperm
Cellular component (GO): vesicle; extracellular region
Source: RefSeq, a predicted model, not a curated record